Molecule: messenger RNA, 1300 nt
Organism: Amphibalanus amphitrite
Lineage: Eukaryota; Metazoa; Arthropoda; Thecostraca; Balanomorpha; Balanidae
Product: galactoside alpha-(1,2)-fucosyltransferase 1-like
Exons: 1
Coding region: 1-1014 (337 amino acids)
Biological process (GO): carbohydrate metabolic process
Cellular component (GO): membrane
Molecular function (GO): galactoside 2-alpha-L-fucosyltransferase activity
Source: RefSeq, a predicted model, not a curated record
AUGUACGGUCUGUUCUGGAUGCUGGUGGGCGGUCAGAAGAACAGUCAACCAGAAACAAACACACUGCCGCCAGCACCGACCGGCACGCCCGCACAAGAAGCCGCUUAUGAGCGCGCGCUAGCAGAAAUCGCCUCCUUCACCUCCACCACAGACGAAUACGGCUGUCCGGGCGCAGCGCUGGUCACUAUCGGCACCGACUGGGGCACGCGCUCGCUCGGAGACGCUCUGUUUGACUACGCCACCCUAUGGUCGUUCUCCCGCCAGUUCGGUCUGCGCGGCUGGCUGUUGCCGACCGCUGGAGAUCGAUUGGCUGCCCACUUCGGCAGCGUCAGCCUGCCGACGCUGCCACCGCACUGCGAGCCGCGCUUCCAGCGGUGCACAAUGGUCGCAGAUAACUGUCGGCGAAUGCGCGACAAGCGCAACCGCAACAUCUGGAUCGAUCCGGAGUCGCGGGACGCGUCUCUGCUGGACGCUUUUAGACUGGAGCUGCGCCGCGAGCUGGAGCUGUUUGAGCCGCCGCGCCGGGCCGCGCAGCUCCGUCUCAGCCGGUUGUUGCGCCGCUGCGGCAGAGACAGCGUUACACCGGUGGGAGUGCACGUGAGCAGCGCUGUCCUGGACCCGUGGCUGGUGCAGGGAGACGACGACAGUGACAACAGUGCCGUCGCUGCCGGCUACAUCCGGAGGGCGAUGGCGCACUACCGGCGCAUCCUCGGUGACUGCCUCUUCGUGGCGGUGUGUGACGAGCCGGAGUGGUGCUCCGAACAUCUAAGGGCUCCAGACGUGGUGGUCACGGGCGGUGGCGGUCCGGACGGCGCCAUGGCUGACCUGGCGCUGCUGACCGCCUGUCGACACACGGUGAUGACCGCCGGUCCGUUCGGCUUCAUGGCCGGGAUCCUGGCCGGUGGCCAUCUUGUGGCCCCGGCUAACGUCAGCGAUCCUCAGUUGGGACUCGUAGAGCCUCUGAGGCAAAUGAAAAACUUGAAUAUCACUCUUCUGAAUGUUUUUGGUGAUUGAUGCUGGGCUGCCGCAGCUGCCGCCAUUUGACAAAAAAAUAGUUAGUGUUUGCAAUUUGAUGUGUAAAGGUAGGUAAUAUGACAAAGCCCUGGACCCGGUCCACCGGGAACACAUGAGUACUUUUACAGUUUAUGUUACUGUACACAUAUGUCCACUGUUAUGAGUGACUACUGCCUGUCAGAGCCCGCCCGCUUACUAGUGAUGAUAGUACCUCAUUUUCGAGGUUCUGUGCAUUUCGACUCAGUCAUGAAUAUGAUCUUGGUCAUGAUCUAUACCUAGCUUGUGA